This is a messenger RNA of Neurospora tetraspora, 2004 nucleotides long. Its product is annotated as putative phthalate 4, 5-dioxygenase oxygenase reductase subunit. Gene Ontology annotation, molecular function: oxidoreductase activity; molybdenum ion binding; iron-sulfur cluster binding. The record is from RefSeq and is a predicted model, not a curated record. Bases 283 to 2004 code for a protein of 573 amino acids. The transcript is spliced from 2 exons. NCBI's taxonomy places the organism in Eukaryota, Fungi, Ascomycota, Sordariomycetes, Sordariales, Sordariaceae.
GCGUGAAGGGGGGAAGUCAUCAUCACUCCUCACUUUUUUAGAUCUAGUCCGAUGUGAUCGGAUUAUCUUGUGGUGAAUUGCCACCCCUUCACUGGAAGGGCGCGGCGAUUGUGGAAAAUCAAAACCUUGUAAUGGCUUCUCGGGAACAACUGCCGAACGGUUGUUCGAUUCACCUCCUCACCCACCGAUCUGCUUAAGACGGCAUUUUUCGAAUAUUUGGAACAUCCCAUCUUCUUCCUCUCACCAACAUACAAUUACCCCAACGAGGCAACAUUUCUCGCCAUGGCGGAAUCACAGUCCAAAAUCAACCUCUACGCCCCCUUUGAGCGCGACACCAUCCUCGAGGUGCGCGCGAGCAAGAUGAAGAAAAUGAGGGGUCUCGACGUCAUGAGCGGAAUCGACAAGACUAUCAUCGACGGCCCCGUAUACGUCGGCCGCACUGGCUUGGAAGGCGAUGAGAGUGACCCGACCUUCCACGGCGGCAUUGACAAGGCCGUUCACGGCUAUUGUUCCUCCCACUAUCCAUCAUGGGCCUCCGAGCACCCCUCCGCCGCUGUGGCCUUCGUCCCCGGCGGCUUCGGCGAGAACCUCGUGACCGCUCACAUGAACGAGCGCAACGUCUGCAUCGGCGACACCAUGAUCGUCGGCAGCCCAUCCGCCCUGACCUCCAACCCGGAUUCCUGCCUCCUCCUCCAAGUCUCCCUCCCCCGCCAGCCUUGCUUCAAGCUCAACCACCGCUUCCAGCUGAAGAAGUUCGCCCCCUUAACCUGGAAGCAUUCGCGAACAGGCUGGUACUACCGCGUCUUGCGUCCCGGUUUCGUCCAAGCCGGGGACGAAAUCCGUCUCGUUUCCCGCCCACAUCCGGAAUGGACCAUCGAGCGAAUCCAAGAGUAUCUCCACCGCAACCAGGACGACGAGGCCAUGAACGCCGAACUGGCGCAAAUCGAAGAGCUCGGCGCAGAAAGUCGAGACGCAUUCAAAGCCCGCGUGGCCCGUUCGGCAGCCCAAAAGAAAAGAGCAGAAAAGCUCGCUCGAUGGCGCGACUUCCGCGUCGUCGAACGGCACACCGAAACCCCCCGAAUCGUCUCCUUCGUCCUCGAAGCCAUCGACCCCAUCGUUCCCCCUCCAGGAGACGAAAAGUCCAUCCUCCUUAAACCGGGCGCGCACGCCCGCGUCAAACUCGGCAACGACCUCGUGAGGGCUUACUCCAUCGUCGGCCCCCCCGACGACGCCUCCAUCAACCGCUUCCAGCUGGGCAUCGCGCUCGAGCCUCAAUCCCGCGGCGGCUCCGCCUUCCUGCAUUCCCAAGUCUUCAAGGGCCACGUCCUCCAAGUGUCCGCCAACUUCACCAACGCGGUGCCCAACGCCCCCGGAAUCAGCCACCACAUCUUCGUCGCCGGCGGGGUGGGCAUCACCGCUUUCCUGACCUCCCUCGAGUACUUACAGAGUAUCCACGUCUCGUGCGAGCUGCACUACGCCGUUCGUUCUUCCUCCUCCGAUGAUAUCCCCUUCCGCGACCGUCUCUCCCAACUAAACCCCGGCACUGUCAAGAUUUACGACAAAACCAAAGGCCAGCGUCUCAACAUCGAAGAUAUCGUCAAAAACAUACCGUGGAAUACAAUGCUUUACUUCUGCGGUCCUUCGUCUCUCGUGCUCGACGCUGCGACUCAAGUCAGGAAAUAUAACGUUCCAGAGGGGGAAGUCCAUUUUGAGGCGUUUGAAGCGGAUAUCAGUGGGGAUCCGUUUGAGGUGGUGGUUGCUAAUAGAAACGACAAAACGUUGCAAGUACAAGGGGAGGAGACGCUCUUGGAGGUUCUGCAAAAGGAGUUUGGGGAUGAAGAAGUGGGGGGGAGUUGUUGCGUGGGGAAUUGCGGGACGUGUAAGGUCAACCUAAAGGGGGGACGGGUGGAACAUAGGGGGACGGCGUUGACGGCUGAAGAGAAGGGGAGCGCGAUGUUGGCUUGUGUUAGUAGGGGGGUGGGGAGGAUUGUUAUUGAGAUUUGA